Closterium sp. Naga37s-1 is the source of this 1776-nucleotide messenger RNA. The record is from the annotation of a GenBank genome assembly. NCBI's taxonomy places the organism in Eukaryota, Viridiplantae, Streptophyta, Zygnematophyceae, Desmidiales, Closteriaceae.
AUGCGACCAUCUCCACCGCCACUCUCACCAUCAGCUGCUGCUGCUGCUGCUGGUGUUUCUUCUGGUGCUGGUGCUGGUGCUGGUGCUGGUGGUGGUGGUGGUGACUGGUGCAUGAGCGGCAGGGAUGCUACUGCAGAAGCGUGUGGUAUUGGGGCUAGUCCCUUGCGCGGCCUUCCCCACACCCAUGCACAUGCACAUGCACAUGGAGGCGCAACUCAUGCAGCAGCAGCAGUAGCAGAAGCAGCUGGUGCAGCAGCAGGGGGAGCAGGGGAAACAGCAUUGUGGGGAGCAGGGGGGGAAACAACAUCAGCAGCAGCAGCAGCAGCAGCAGCAGCAGCGGCAGCAGCAGCAGCAGGAGGAGGAGGAGGAGCAGGAGCAGGGGCGAUGCAGCGGUUCCACCUGGGAGCCGUGGUGGGCGUGGGCAGUUACGGGAUGGUGUAUGAGUGUGUGGAGGAGGAUACAGGGAUAACCUAUGCCGUCAAAGUGCUGCGAGAGGCACCACUGCAUGCUCCUCCUUCUGCCAUCAGCAUGGGCAUGGGCAUGGGGAUGGCUGGCAGCUGCAGCAGCACCCACAGCAACAACCCCGCUCCCACCACCGCCCCCGCCACCGCCACCAGCAGCAGCACCGGCGGCAGCAGCACAGUUCUACGGGAGAAAGUCCGCCGAGAGGUGGAAUUCCUGCGCCUGCUGCAACCCCACCCACACAUUGUCCACCUGCACUGCGCGCACCAGGACCGCGCCGCCGCGUAUGUGUUCACAGAGUACUGUCUAGAAGGCGACCUGCACCACAAGAUCGCCACGCAGGGGCCGCUGCCUGAGCGGGAUGCGGCCGAGGUGUUUGCGCAGCUCGCGUCCGCGCUCGCGUUUUGCCACGCGCGCGGCGUGGCUCACCGGGAUGUGAAGCUGGAGAAUGUGCUUGUCGCCAGGUGCCCUGCUGAGUUCUCCAUGUUUGCUGCUGCUUCGCCUCUUGCUUCUGGAGGAGGAGGGGAAGGAGGUGGAGAGAUGGGCAGCAAACGUGCUUCUUCCGGUGCUUCCCCUGACAGUGCUGCUGCCGCUGCUUCUACUGCUUCUGCUGCUUCUUCUGCUAGUGCUGCUGCUGCUGCUGGUGCUUCUGCUGCUGCUGGUGAUGGCACUCUCGCUGUAUACUCUCCUCCCACUGCUGCCGACCCCAGCAGCACCUGUGCUGCUGCUGCUGCUGCUAAUCUGGCCGGCACAGCAGCCUGGGAAAAACGCUCCUGCUCCACACCCACUCACCGGUCAGCCUGGAACGAGCUGGAGGCUGCUGUGAGGCAUAGGGGGGCAUCGGGGCAUGGUGGCAGUGAGUGGGAGAUGGCAGGGGAGGCGCAGGGCAGCAAGCCGUACAUGGCACCAGAGGAAAUUACCAGGCCCCCUGUGUCGAAUGUGCAUGGUCAGCAGCAGCAGCAGCAGCAGCAGCAGCAGCAGCAGCAGCAGCAGCAGCAGCAGCAGCAGCAGCAGCAGCAGCAGCAGCAGCAGCAGCAGCAGCAGCAGCAGCAGCAGCAGCAGCAGCAGCAGCAGCAACAGCAGCAGCAACAGCAGCAACAGCAGCAGCAGCAGCAAAAGCUGCUGCUGCGCCUGCUUGUGCUGAGCCCUGGGGAUAGAGGUGCUGCGUGCGAUGUGCUUGAUGACCCGUGGCUCGUGCAGCAUGGUGUGGGGGUUGUGCGCAGGUGGAGGGUUUCUGGUGGUGCUGGCAGGGGUGGAGGGGAGGGAGUGGAAGGGGAACUGGGUGGGUUGGUGUUGGAAGGUGGAGGUGGGUGA